Heterocephalus glaber (naked mole-rat) is the source of this 1257-nucleotide messenger RNA. RefSeq names its product olfactory receptor 5I1. Gene Ontology annotation, biological process: G protein-coupled receptor signaling pathway. The record is from RefSeq and is a predicted model, not a curated record. NCBI's taxonomy places the organism in Eukaryota, Metazoa, Chordata, Mammalia, Rodentia, Bathyergidae. Gene Ontology annotation, molecular function: G protein-coupled receptor activity; olfactory receptor activity. Gene Ontology annotation, cellular component: membrane.
AUGGGUUCCAUACCCAGUCAGGUCCUAAGUUCAGAAAAGGAACAAGAUUCCUUACCUGGGAAGAGAGCAUUUAGUACAGAAGAAGUAGGCUCUGAGAGAAGCCCUAGGACACUGCUGCUGUGUGGAUUCCAUGUACAGUUGAAUCCGGGUAGAAACCAAGCUAGGCGAGCAGAAGCCAGGGGAGGUGAAGAUUUAAGAAAGAAAUCCACACACAAUAGCACAAAGGGGGACGGGGGCUCUGAAUCCAGAGUUUGCUACACCAAGCUAUUGUGCCCACUUCUGUCCUUCCGUCACCACUCCACACACCCAGAAGCACUGCAGAUGUUGAGUUUGGAGAAUGGCACUAUGACUGCCGAGUUCCUUCUUGUGGGAUUUAGUGACCAUCCAGAAAUUCAGCAUCUGCUCUUUGCUAUGUUCUUUUCCAUUUACUCUGUCACCCUGAUGGGGAAUCUUGGGAUGAUUUUAUUAAUCACAAUCAGCUCCCCCUUGCACACCCCAAUGUACUUUUUCCUCCUCAUGCUCUCCUUAGUUGAUGCCUGCUACUCCUCUGUCAUUGCCCCCAAAUUACUUGUGAACUUGAUUUUUGAUGAGAAGACCAUUUCUUACAAUGGCUGUGCUGCACAGUUAUAUUUUUUCUGCUUUAUGGUUGACACUGAAUCUUUUCUCUUGGCUGCCAUGGCUUAUGACAGAUAUAUAGCAAUCUGUAACCCCAUGCUUUAUACUGUUAUUAUGUCCAAAAGAGUUUGUUGCCAGCUUGCACUUGGAGCAUUUUUGGGUGGCACUAUGAGCUCAAUAAUUCACACCACUAAUACUUUCCUUCUAGCCUUCUGCUCCACGGAAAUCAACCAUUUCUUUUGUGAUAUUACCCCUCUUUUCUCUCUGUCCUGCACUGACACAUAUGUGCACGACAUCAUUCUGGUGGUGUUUGCUAGUUUGGUGGAAGCUAUUUGUCUUCUAACAGUUCUCCUAUCUUAUGUCUGUAUUAUAGCAGCGAUCCUUAAGACAGGUUCAGCAGAAGGAAGAAGGAAAGGAUUCUCCACCUGUGCUUCGCACCUGACCGUGGUCACUAUUUACCAUGGCACUCUGAUCUUCAUUUACUUGCGGCCCAGUGUAGGCCAUUCAAUGGCUAUUGACAGAGUUACCUCCGUGUUCUACACAUUGAUUAUACCCAUGCUGAACCCCCUCAUUUACAGUCUAAGGAACAAGGAUGUCAAAAAUGCCUUCAGAAAAAUAAUUUACCAAAAGAGGCUAUCUUAA